Molecule: messenger RNA, 4746 nt
Organism: Rotaria sp. Silwood2
Lineage: Eukaryota; Metazoa; Rotifera; Eurotatoria; Philodinida; Philodinidae
Source: the annotation of a GenBank genome assembly
AUGAAAUAUCUAUUCAAUUUUAUUCUCUUACAUGUCAUUUUUGCUACUCCACAAAUCAAUCUUCAUUAUACAGAUUGGGUAAGUGAAAAUGAAAAUAAUAAUGUAUUACAACAUGAUUGUUUACGCGUUCCUGCUUCUAUCAAUGAAGCAAAAAUUAGUCGUGAAAUUAUAUCUUAUUGUAUGAAUGAAUUACCAUCAAAAUUUCAUAUCGAAAACAAUGAUAUUUUUCCAAAGUUUACUUUUGUCGAACUUUCGAAAUUAAAUAUUACUAGUCAACAAUUAUAUUAUUGGUCCGCUCCGAUCGAUCUUAUUGAACGUUAUCAAUUCUAUUUAAAUCAAUUAUUAAUAUCAAAUGCUGUAGUUCUCGAAAAACAAAUAUUCUAUAAUUGUACACUACCAAGAUUUGGUUCUAUGUGUCAAUAUGAAAUUAUUUAUUAUCAUUCAAAUCAUUCAUCUUUAUAUGAAGUGAUUCAUGAUUAUUAUCGUUUAUAUGAAUAUAAUCCUACUAAUUUGGCAUUUUACACUCAUUUACAAUGUAAUCGUGGUUCGUUACCAGCAUGUUUAGAUUGGAGUGAAAUAUGUAAUGGACAAGUAGAUUGUCUUGAUGGUAAUUUCGAUGAAGAACAUUGUUGGCAACUUGAAAUAAAUGACUGUAAUGAAAAUGAAUAUCGAUGUAUUAAUGGACAAUGUAUACCACAAUCGUUUUUUCGAGAUGAUAGUCAUACUCCUGAUUGUUUCGAUGGUUCUGACGAAGUUGCAAAAUAUGGUGCAUGGUUUAAUUACUGUAGUAAAGUAAUUCCGUCAUUUGAAUGCGAAGAAAAGAUAUGUGAAUAUACUUUUUUAACAAGUUCUUGUGUAUUACAACGUCAAAACUUACUAAUAGAAGCAAUCUAUUCUGAUAAAGACAAUUCGGUAUCUGAACAAUGUUGGUUAGCAUUUAAAUGUGUUUUAGCAGUGCCUGGUUCAGAAGAACCGAUGUGUCAUAAUAUUUGUAAAGGAUUCGUUUGUGUUGAAAUUAUACAAAGCACAUGUCCGGAUAUGUUUUAUAUUCCGAAUGUUCCAAUUCUUUUUGGUGAAAUUUACCUUCUACACACAAUUAAUGAUUCAAGAGUUUUGGCCAGUAGAAAUUUUGCAAGACCCUAUGUAUGUCAUAACAAUUCUCGUUAUGAUGAGUAUUUCAUUCAUCUUCCAAAUUUUGUUUUUGAAAAUAGAACAUGUUUCUAUCCUUUAAACUUAUUGAUUAAUUUGGCUUUGGUGCCUGACUGGUUUGUGAGAUAUCACAAACCAUUAGACGACCUAUACAGAGAUUUAAAGCGAUUUAAUCUAGUUAUGAAUUAUACCACUACAAUUUGUAAGAAAGCAAACAUGUACCAGUGUUUAAAUUCGAUAAAAUGUAUACCAAUUAAUCGCCUCAUGGAUCGUAGAAAAGAUUGUCCCUAUAGAGAUGACGAGGACCUAACCAAAAUGACUGAUUCUAAUUUAACAGAACUUUUAAAAAGUCACUUCAAAUGUGAAAUGACUAACAAGUACAUUAGUCAAUCGAUUGUUCAAGAUAAAGCUUGCGACUGCAAAUUGGAAAACGAAAAUUUUUGUGAAGAUGAAGAUUUUCAUAUACACUAUGCAAGAAAGAAUAUUUCAUUUCAAACUAUUUGUGAUGGAUUUACUGAACUAAUUCCAAUAACUAUCGACGGACAAAAUGAAACAGAUGAAACAGAAUGCGAAAAAUGGUCAUGUAAUAAUAUUUACACUAGUUGUGAUGGUUUAUGGAAUUGUCCACGUGGUGAAGAUGAAAUUGGUUGUGAUAUAUUGUCAACAUUAAAUUGUUCUGCAUAUCAUCAUAAAUGUGUUUUACUUGAUACGAAUCAACUUAUAUGUCUAUCGAUAGAAAAAGUCAAUAAUGGUAAAGUUGAUUGUCUUGGAGGUACUGAUGAACCAACAUUAUGUCGACAGAUAUUUCAAGACAAACUGGUUGACAAAUUUUUCUGCUUGAGACAAAACAGGAGAGAAUGUAUUUUAUCUGCACAACUAUGCGAUGGUGAAAUAAUUUGUGAUCAUGGCGAUGACGAAAAAUUUUGUCAAAACAAUUACUUAAAUAAGUCUAACUCUUUGGGAAUUUGCAAUUCGGCUCAUUCUAGUAUUCGUUCGGAUGUCGAACAAUUUUUAUGCCAUGAAGCAACGGUGAAGACAAUACAAGAAAUUAAAUAUUUUUCAUUGGAAGAAAUGAGCAAAAAUGUAGAUGAUCAAACUAAGAAUGUGUUUAAGUCAUUAUUUCCAAGUUCAUCUAUCAUUAAACAAUUUCAUCAACAUAAACCUCGAUGUCAUCGUGGUUUUGAUGUACGCAUUUGGUUAAACAAUCAAAAGAAUUUAACAACAGACAUAUGUUUUUGUCCACCUAGUUUUUAUGGUGAUCAAUGUCAAUAUCAAAAUCAACGCGUAAGUUUAACUAUUAAAUUUCGAGCACUAUCAGAUUCUUGGUCAACAUUAUUUGCAAUAAUUAUUUCACUUAUUGAUGAUAGUGAUGAAAGAAUUAUUCAUUCAUAUGAACAAUUCACUUAUUUAUCAAUGAGAGAUUGUAAAGUUAAAUUUAAUAUUUAUUUACUUUAUUCAACUCGACCAAAAAAUCAAACAAAAAAUUAUGCAAUACAUAUUGAUAUUUAUGAGAAAGUUUCAUUAUCCUAUCGAGGAAGUUUAUUAUUUCCAAUCAUAUUUCCAUUUUUGCCUGUUUAUCGUAUGGCAUAUAAAAUUGAUAUUCCACAAAAUAAUCAAAACAUGAAAAGUUGUUCAAAUUCUCGAUGUAUUCAUGGAAAAUGUAUCAUGUAUUUAAAUAAUCGACAAAAUACACAUUUUUGUCAAUGCUAUCAAGGAUGGUCUGGACGAUAUUGUACGAUUCCACAUAGAUCUAUGUGCUCAUCCGAUUCAUUAAAUAUUGGUGUUUCUGCUUACAAUCAAUCGAUAUGUUUAUGUCCUAUUCAUAAAUUUGGUUAUCGAUGUCUUCUUGUCAAUACAAUUUGUGAAAUGAAUAAUAAUUAUUUGAAAUGCCUAAAUGGUGGUAAAUGUAUACCUGCUGAUGAAUAUACAAUUUCUAAACAAAAAUUUCUAUGUAUUUGUGCAAGAGGUUAUAUUGGUGAUCGAUGUGAAAUAGUUGAUAAUCAAAUAAUUUUAUCAUUUAAUAAUGAUAUUGUUUUAUCUCAAUCAAUAUUUAUUCAUUUUAUUCAAGUUCUCAAAGAUGGUCCACCUGUUAGAACAACGACUUUUCGAACGAUAUCUCUUAUAAAACAUUCACUUACAAUUUAUUGGUCACACCCAUUUAAUCUUAUUUUUAUUGAACUUUUAAAUAAAAUUUAUUACUUAGUUAUUGUUCAAAAAAGUUACGAACAAUCAAUAAUAAUUAAUAAAACGAUAAAUCCAUCGGAUUAUUGUCCACAUAUGAAUGAAUUAUUUAAUGAAACAUUUGUUAAAAUGCAUCUUAUUCGUCGUAUUAAAUAUUAUCAUUUACCAUGUCAAAAUUAUUCAUUAAAUAUUUCUUGUUUUCAUGAUGAUCAUCAUAUUUGUUUAUGUUAUGAUUAUAAACAAAAACGUUUAGCCAAUUGUUUAGAUUUUAAUCAUAAUAUGAAAUUUGAUUGUUUAGGUGAAAGUGUGUGUGAAAAUAAUGGUCAAUGUUUUCAAGAUACUCCAGAUUGUCCUCAAAAAUCAAUAUGUAUUUGUCCAUCAUGUGUUUAUGGAACACGUUGUCAAUUUAGUGCAAACCUAUUUGGUUUAUCACUUGAUCCCAUCAUAGGUUAUCAUAUUCAACCACAUAUUAAUUUUACAAAUCAACCAACUAUUGUAAAAAUUAGUUCAGCAUUAACGAUAAUAUUUAUAAUCGUAGGAUUUGUUAAUGGAAUUUUAUCUUUAAUUACAUUUAUCAAUAAGAAUAUACGUGAAGUUGGUUGUGGUUUAUAUUUAUUAGGCUCAUCAAUUACUACUUUACUUACGACGAUCAUAUUUGGAUUAAAAUUUUGUAUACUUGUAUUUGCACAAAUGGCACUUAUAUCUAAUAGAUCAUUUUUAAAAAUUCAAUGUUUAUUACUUGAUUUUAUUUUACGAGUUUGUCUUAAUAUAGAUCAAUGGUUAAAUGCUUGUGUGGCAAUAGAACGUGCAAUAACAAUCAUAAAAGCUGCUCGUUUUCAUAAGAAAAAAAGUAAACAAAUAGCUAAAAUAGUUAUUAUUAUUAUUCCAAUUGUCGUUAUUGUUACAACAAUUUAUGAUCCUUUUUAUCGACGUUUAAUCGAUGAAGAAAAUGAAGAUGAUAAACGAAUAUGGUGUAUUGUUAAUUAUUCAAUUGGUAUAAAAAUAUUUAAUUCAAUUAUACAUACUUUUCAUUUUUUAGCUCCAUUGAUGAUUAAUAUUACAUCAGUUAUUAUUCUCAUAACAAAAAAGACUCGUCACAGAUCAAAUAUUCAGACUGGUCGAUCUUAUAUAGAACAUUUAAAGGAACAAAUUCAUCAACAUAAACAUUUAUUUACUGCUCCAGUUAUAUUAGUCAUUCUUGGAUUACCACGCUUAAUUCUUUUAUUUGUAUCAACAUGUAUGAAAUCAACAGAUGAUGCAUGGUUAUUUCUUGUUGGAUAUUUUAUUUCAUUUAUUCCAUCGAUGCUAACAUUUGUAGUAUUUAUAUUACCAUCGAAAUUUUACAAACAACAACUUCGACAAACUCUUACCACUUAUCUAACUCAAAUUCAACGACGUUUUCAAUUUAUUAUGUAA